Messenger RNA from Papilio machaon (common yellow swallowtail), 685 nucleotides. Its product is annotated as polyprenol reductase. The coding region runs from base 78 to 653 and encodes 191 amino acids. Gene Ontology annotation, biological process: dolichol-linked oligosaccharide biosynthetic process; polyprenol catabolic process. The record is from RefSeq and is a predicted model, not a curated record. The transcript is spliced from 4 exons. NCBI's taxonomy places the organism in Eukaryota, Metazoa, Arthropoda, Insecta, Lepidoptera, Papilionidae. Gene Ontology annotation, cellular component: endoplasmic reticulum. Gene Ontology annotation, molecular function: 3-oxo-5-alpha-steroid 4-dehydrogenase activity.
UGUCAAAGUACUUGAUCUGAUGUUUUAUACGAGAAAAUGGACCUUAUAUACACGCGUGAAUGGACUAAAUAUCAGCAAUGGCGGCAUUGUUAACACUUAGCCUGCUGACGUUACAUUGCUGGAGACGUUUCUACGAGUCUCACAAGCUGCAAGUGUUUGCGCGCACCAGCAAGAUCAACCUCUUUUACUACGGUACCGCCUACGUUCAUUACGCUGCCCUUAUACUGAUCACAGUUGGACAAGCGCCAUUGUUCUGUGGAAAACAAAAGGGGGAGAUCCAAUGGACGGACAACUGGACGAAAUUAGUUUACAUUCCUUGCAUAUUUCUAUUCUUACUGGCUUCGUAUGGACAGUACAGUAGUAACGUGGUGCUGGCCAACUUGCGCAGAGACAAAACUGGCGCGGUAGUGACUGAGGCGCACAAGAUACCUCGCAGCAGAAUGUUCGACAGCGUCUCCAGUCCGCACAGAUUAUGCGAGAUUGUCCUGUACAUUGUAUUUGCAACAUUGACACCAACAAGGACGAUGCUCAUCAUGUGUUUAUGGGUUUUUUGUAAUCAGAUUCAGUCCGCGGUGCACGCCCAUGAAUGGUACAAGAGAACAUUUAAAGAUUAUCCAAAAAACAGAACAGCAAUAUUCCCUUAUAUAUUGUAAAAUUACUUUGCGGUAUUCGUUUAAUUUUUUUA